GGUUUGACAUUCUUUGUGACUGACAGGCACUUUAGUGAACUCAAAAAAUGUCUGAAGAUCUACUUAUAAACUCAAUGAAAAAAACUGAGAUCAGAUGAUGUGAUCUGUUGUAUAACCACUAUAAUAUUAUUCAGACAGAAAACUUAAGUUGAUCAUGGCCUGGGUGCAGAUAGGAUGCCUACUUCUUGUUAUGUUUGGAUCCUUCGGUACAGAUGGUCUGAGAAGGAAAAGUAAGCUAGGCCUGUUGAGAUUUCCUCCUCUAUACAGUGAUGUUUCAAACCCAUCUGAUGAGUGGUUUACUCAACUAUUGGAUCAUUUUGAUCCCACAAACAACCAAACAUGGCAGCAGAGGUACCAAGUGGAGACAGAAUACUUCACAGAAGGAGGGCCAGUGUUUAUCAUGCUAGGAGGGGAGGGACCAGUGUAUAGCUCUGAUCUAAUAAACAGUAACAUGGUCAACUACGCUAAGCAGUAUGGUGCACUCAUGUUUCAAAUAGAGCAUCGCUACUAUGGGAAGAGUCAUCCAACAAGUGAUGCAAGUACAGAAAAUCUGAUUUACCUCACCAGUGAACAAGCAUUGGCUGACAUUGCUUACUUUGUGGAAGGUAUGAAUGUUCAGUACAACUUGACAUCGGACACCAAGUGGAUUGUGUUUGGAGGUUCAUAUGCCGGUAAUCUGGCUGCCUGGGUAAGACUGAAGUAUCCGCAUCUCAUACAUGGUGCUAUGUCUGCUAGUGGGCCUGUUUUGGCUAAAGUCGAUUUCUUUGAGUACAUGGACGUCGUCAGAAACUCCUUAGGAACUUGCGGACAAUCCUGUGUUAAAGCUGUUGAAAUGGCAAACAGAAGAGUUAACCAACUGCUGAAAAAGAAAUCUGGACAGAAAACUAUUGAACAUUUAUUCAAGCUGUGUGAUCCCAUAGACACAACAGACCAGAAUGAUGUGUGGAACUUGCUGGAAUCAUUGGCUGAUAACUUUGCAGUUAUAGUUCAGUACAACAAUGAAGGAUUGCCUUACAGUAUAAAUACAUUAUGUGAUAUCAUGACAAACAAGACCAUAGGCAGUCCCCUCAUGAGGUAUGCUUUUGUCAAUAAGAUUUUACUAAAUUUGUUUGGAGAAACAUGUGUUGACUACAAAUACAAUAAAAUGAUUGAACAGUUGAAGGAGACAAAUUGGACAUCACAAAGUGUUAGCUCUGGAGAUAGGACUUGGGUUUACCAAACUUGUACAGAAUUUGGGUACUAUCAAACCUCUGAAUCAAAGAAGGAAUUUUUCUCUAAUGAUUUUCCAAUACCAUUCUUUUUGCAGCAGUGUUCUGAAAUCUUUGGAGACAAAUUUACAGACAAGGAAAUUUAUGAUGGUGCCUAUCGUACAAAUGCCAUAUAUGGAGGCUUGGAUCUACAAGCCACCAAAGUAGUCUAUGUCCAUGGUACAAUCGACCCUUGGCAUGCACUUGGGAUAACUUCCACUGCGGUCUCUGGCGCAACUGCUAUCCUUAUCAAUGGCACUGCUCACUGCGCAAACAUGAAUCCUCCUUUGCCUACAGACCCACCUGCUCUCAAAGCUGCACGGAAAAAAGUUGGGAAACUCAUUGGUCAUUGGCUUCAUGAAAGCUAAUUUGAAAAUGUUACAGUAUUGUAGGGUUUUAUCUUAAUGAAUGUGUAUAUAUAUCUUCUUUUUAAGGUUAAGUAAUUAUUAUACAUGUUUAUUGUUUAAAAUAGGAAAACUCUGAAAUAAAUAACCCAAUUUUAAAAGAAUAAAGUUAUUUUAACACAA
Messenger RNA from Homalodisca vitripennis (glassy-winged sharpshooter), 1774 nucleotides. Its product is annotated as putative serine protease K12H4.7. The transcript has 10 exons. The record is from RefSeq and is a predicted model, not a curated record. Gene Ontology annotation, molecular function: serine-type exopeptidase activity; dipeptidyl-peptidase activity. NCBI's taxonomy places the organism in Eukaryota, Metazoa, Arthropoda, Insecta, Hemiptera, Cicadellidae. Gene Ontology annotation, biological process: proteolysis. Bases 155 to 1615 code for a protein of 486 amino acids.